Molecule: messenger RNA, 1762 nt
Organism: Choloepus didactylus (southern two-toed sloth)
Lineage: Eukaryota; Metazoa; Chordata; Mammalia; Pilosa; Megalonychidae
Gene: ANKS4B
Product: ankyrin repeat and sterile alpha motif domain containing 4B
Exons: 2
Coding region: 57-1295 (412 amino acids)
Biological process (GO): brush border assembly
Molecular function (GO): protein binding
Source: RefSeq, a predicted model, not a curated record
AUCCUGCUCUGCCUGUGGAGAGAGAUCUGGGCAAGCUCUGGUGAGGAAAAAAAAAAAUGUCUACUCGCUACCACCAAGCUGCGAGUGACAGCUACUUGGAACUUCUAAAAGAGGCUACCAAGCGAGAUCUGAAUCUUUCUGAUGAAGAUGGUAUGACUCCCACACUCCUGGCAGCCUACCAUGGGAACUUGGAAGCCCUAGAAAUCAUCUGCAGCAGAGGAGGGGACCCUGACAGAUGUGAUAUCUGGGGGAAUACUCCUCUACAUUAUGCAUCCUCCAAUGGCCAUGCCCACUGUGUCUCAUUCCUGGUCAACUUUGGUGCCAACAUCUUCGCCCUGGACAACAACUUGCAGUCUCCGCUUGAUGCUGCCGCCAGCAGGGAACAGAAGGAAUGUGUUGCUCUCCUGGAUAAGGCUGCCACUUCCCAGAACAUCAUGAAUCCCAAGAAGGUUUCCCGGCUGAAGGAACAGGCUCAGAAGAAUGCCAGGAGGCAGAUCAGAGAGUGUGAGAGGCUCCAGGAGAAGCACCAAAAUAAGAUGGACCGCACCUAUGGCAAGGAGGAAUCUGGGACUCUUUCUUCGUCCAAGGGUCCCUUUUCCAAUGCUUCUGCUUCCACCACAUUUGGGUCAUUGUCCAAGGGUAUUAAAGACACCUUCAAGCUAAAGUUCAAGAAGAACAAAGAUACAGCAGAGCAGGUGGGGAAGGAGGGCAGAAGUGGGCAGAGGAAUGUGAUGGAAGUGUUCAGAGAGGAGGAGGAAGACCCAUUCUCGGGGGCCUUCCAUGAGAAGCUCCAGUUCUCAGGAGAGGAGGAUAACUGUGUGCAACAUGAAUCCAUUCUCAACCGUCCAGGCCUAGGAAAUAUCGUUUUUAGAAGAAACAUGGUGCUGAGCCCUGAAGACAUCUCAGACAGCAAGAGGGAUCUGGGAUUUAAAAUGUCCAGUGAAUUGCUUCAGCGACAAGGAGCAGCAGAGAUUGGUGAAGCUGAGGCUGAUGAAGAGGGAGAGGAAAAUGGCCAUGGAGAUGACCUGCCUUGGGGUGAGGAUGAAGUGGAGUGGGAGGAAGACAUGGUUGAUGCUACUCCCCUAGAAGUGUUCUUGCAGUCCCAUCACCUGGAGGAGUUCAUUCCUAUUUUUGUGAGAGAGCAGAUUGAUCUAGAAGCUCUGUUGCUUUGCUCAGAUGAGGAUCUUCGGAGCAUACAAAUGCAGCUGGGUCCCAGGAAGAAAGUUCUUAAUGCCAUAGAUAGAAGGAAGCAGGUGCUACAGCAACCAGGGCAACUGGUCGACACCAGCCUCUGAUGGAGAGUGUUGGGCCAACGGGAGUGAGCCUGGAGCAGUUGGGUGAUGGUGUGACCCAAUGGAAGUACUUCAGAAAACACCCCUUCUCUACCUAAUGCCAGACCACUGGGAAGGGUUUCUAGGGUUCUGGAGUUGCCUAAGAAAGAAUCUCAAGGUCUCCUCUGGGAGAUAUUCUAUGCCCAUCAACCAUACAGGCCUAGGAAAUAUUGUUUUUAGAAGGAACAUGGUGCUGAGCCCCGAAAACAUCUCAGACAGCAAGAGGGAGCUGGGAUUUAAAAUGUCCAGUGAAUUGCUUCAGAGACAAGGAGCAGCAGAGAUUGGUGAAGCUGAGGCUGAUGAAGAAGGAAAUAAGAAAAUGGUGUUUCUCUUAAACUGUCUUUUUGAAUGAAGAAAAGGUCAGAUGGGUGACAGAGAAGGGAAAGAUGCUUUAUUUUUUCUCAUACUGGAUUUAAAAUUUUUAUCUCUAA